Messenger RNA from Tyto alba (common barn owl), 4863 nucleotides. It is a transcript of the gene TOB2, whose product is annotated as transducer of ERBB2, 2. Gene Ontology annotation, molecular function: transcription corepressor activity. The record is from RefSeq and is a predicted model, not a curated record. NCBI's taxonomy places the organism in Eukaryota, Metazoa, Chordata, Aves, Strigiformes, Tytonidae. Gene Ontology annotation, cellular component: nucleus; cytoplasm. The coding region runs from base 495 to 1517 and encodes 340 amino acids. The transcript has 2 exons. Gene Ontology annotation, biological process: regulation of gene expression.
CUGAGCGGGCGGCGAGGGGAGGGGGAAGUAGUCCCGGCCCGCCCUCCGCGGCCGCAUCACGCUGGGCGGGCAGCGCGGAUCCGUGCGCGGGGUUGCUAAGGGUGAAAGUUUGCCGUGAGUUGGCUCACUCGGGGCCAGGGCGCGGGCGGCAGCGGGGCGAGGUGAGGCGGCGGCACCGGCACCCGCACCCCCUCCCUCCUCCCCCCCCAAAUACAACCAUCCACCUUCUCCGGGCGUCCCGCACCACCUCCGGGCCCGCGCCGCAGCUCUCGGGCCCGCCCCGCGGAGGAACCGCACCGCUGAGGAGAAGGCGAGGGAGGGGAACGGGGCAGAGACCCGCACGUAGCGCCUGGGCUCCGCCGGCAGCGCCCACGGCCCCUGGCAGCCGCUACCGGAGCUGAGGACGAAGUCUGUCUGGAGCCAAAUCUUGUCUAUGUGCGUGUCAUUUUGUCUCUUUUAAUACACUGCCCUGACUUGCUUGCUGCGAAGGGAGUAUGCAUCUGGAGAUCAAAGUUGCUCUUAACUUCAUCAUCUCAUACCUGUACAACAAGCUUCCUCGGAGGCGGGCAGACCUGUUCGGUGAGGAGCUAGAGCGCCUGCUGAAGAAGAAAUAUGAGGGUCACUGGUACCCGGAGAAGCCUCUGAAGGGAUCUGGCUAUCGCUGUGUUCAUAUAGGGGAGACGGUGGAUCCGGUGGUGGAGCUGGCGGCCAAGCGGAGCGGGCUGGCCGUGGAGGAUGUGCGCGCCAAUGUGCCGGAAGAGCUGAGUGUCUGGAUCGAUCCUUUUGAGGUUUCCUACCAGAUCGGCGAGAAGGGCUCGGUUAAGGUCCUCUACCUGGAUGACAGCGAGGGCUGCAGCGCCGUGGAGCUGGACAAAGAAAUCAAGAGCAGCUUCAACCCCGACGCCCAGGUAUUUGUCCCCAUUGGCAGCCAGGACAACUCGCUGUCCAACUCUCCGUCCCCCUCCUUCGGCCAGUCACCCAGCCCCACCUUCAUCCCUCGCUCUGCCCAGCCUAUCACUUUCACCACUGCCACCUUUGCUGCCACAAAGUUCGGCUCUACCAAGAUGAAGAAGGGCGGAGGGGGCGGAGGAGGGGGCGGCGGAGCAGGGGCUGGGCAGCAGCCCAGGAUGGUCAGGUCCCCCACCACCAACCUGCUGAAGCACAAGGGCCUCUCCCUGUCUAUGCACUCUCUGAACUUCGUCGGGAGCGCUGGGAGCCAAGCCCCGCAGUCGCAGCUCUCCCCCAACGCCAAGGAGUUCGUUUACAGCGGCGGCUCGCCAGGAGCCAGCAGUCUCUUCUUCGACGGUGUUGCCACCGAGAGCCAGGCCAGCAGCAUCCCGCCGACGUCGCAGUUCAACACCGGCACGGGCGGUACCUUCGAUAUGGCUCAGGUCUUUGGUGGCAGCACCAACAGCCUCUUCUUGGAGAAGUCUCCCUUCGUGGAAGGACUCAGCUACAACCUGAAUGCCAUGCAGUAUCCCAGCCAGUCGUUCCAGCCUGUCGUCCUGGCCAACUGAACCCGAGGAAGGAGAGUAUUUUGGGGCAGGGAGGGAGGGGGUGGGGGAAACAAGAACAAAAACAAAAAAGAGGGAGAGAAAAGAAAAAUAGAAAUAUACAGAAAAUAUUCAAAUCUUAUAAAUAUAGCUUCUUGGGAAAAGAGAGAGCCCAGUGUUGUUGCGCUGUGCUGGCAACGCUCCUGAAGCACUGACUUGUUUUUUAACUCAGUCCCUGUGCUUUUUUCCUACUCACUUUUUUACUCCUUAAAUGAGUCUUGGGAUUUUGUCAGUUUGUGUUUUUCCCCCUUCCCCCCCCAGCCCAGGACUGGUGCAACCAUAGGUCACGAUGCUCCCGAUUCCCUGCACCCACCCACCUGCCCCCCGCCCGCCCAGCGUUGGACACGGGGUCCUUCCACCUGGGUGUAGGGACGUCGUCUUCGUACCACCUGGCUGGAGGCUGGAGGAGGGCCGGGGAGAGGAUGAGUCAGUGUCGGUGGAGAUACACACACUGGUGUUGCGUCCUAGCCAGAAAUGGGUGGGUGAGCUUUGCUUUUUUUUUCCUGUUACGGCUCUGCGUGUAGACGGAGAGCAUCUACUGUGCCCACGGGCGUAGACCGUUGUACUGUUGUUGCUCCAGCCCGCGCUGGCGUCAGCUGUUCUGUCUGUGUGCUGAAAAGCACCAACGCUCUUCUCCUUGAGCGCUCAGGGAGGGCAGAGCGUUACUGUGAAAUGGCUUCGUCCUGCUCCCAGCCGCGACUGCAGGAGGGACAGCGCUUUGGACUGAGUGACUCUGGUUAUUGCCCCCCCCCCCCCCCCUCCCGCGCGCGAGCGAGUGAGGGGGCCUUUCCGCGCCCCCUCGGGCCGGGCGACGGCCCUGGGGUGUAGAAACGCCACCCGCCCGUCCCUGCUCUCAGGUCGGAGUUUUCAUUCCCUGCUGUGAAUUCAUCUUCUCGUCUCUGAGAGGGAAUUCCUUCCUUUUCAGUUGGCGAGGCAGCACUACUUUUCAGGAAGAGAAAGGGCUAUGUUGUUGAAGCUGCUCUCUUGAGUGGUAGCAUAAGGAUUUGUGCUUUCAGCCAGGUACCCACCUGACUCAAUCCCCUCCCCUGCCCUCCUGGAGGAGCAGGAGGAGGUGGCUCAUCUGGUGCGGAAGGGAAGCGCCUCGCGUGAGCUCGUCGUUCCAGCCGGAUCACGUCAGCAGGGACGGCGGGAGGCUCGGGGCGGAGCGGGGACGGGCGCUCAGGAGCCGGGCAGCUGUCCCGGCGUGUGUCUGUACGGUGCCUCCCCCCCCCCCCCCCCCCCAACAGGGCUGGGAUCAGGGAAUGCGCCCGCAGCUUUCCCCAGGACGACGUGCUGCAGUCGGGCUUCUCAGCUAGGUUGCUUUUAUGUCAGGGACUCCAAAACCCACCUUCAGGGGAAGCUGAAGGAAGACUGCUUCUUGCCCAGGCGGGGUGGAGGGCUCUGUAGGUGGGAAGGAGGCCUCCUCGGAGGCUGCUGUGGAAGUACAGAAACGUGCAAAGAGGAGAGAGAUGGAGAUGAUGAGACUCCAGUCUUUGAAGUUCUCAGUUUAAAAGAAAAAUAAGCUUUCUGCUGCCUUCCAAACUUGAGGUUUGGUUUUCUUUUAAUGAUGUCUCUGGAGCACCCUCGGAAAACCCACUUCUCCUGUACCUGUUGAACCAACGCUCUUCCAAGACAUCCCUGUUUCAGGGGAGAUGGGCUCGAGCCCGUGCUUUUCCCUCUCCCUUCCCUCGAGCCGAGAGGAAGGCGCUCUGGCCCUCUUGUAGUUGUGUUGCCAAUGAGCCUUUGCAGAGGUGACGGGCUGUCCCGAGGGGGCUGCCGCAGCCCGGAGCUCUUUAAGGAGAGUUUCCAGCGCGCCUUCCCCCUCGCUGGGUGCCUGGGGGAGGCACGGUCCCGACCUCGCGCCGGGGCCCGAGCGGGCUGCUCGCCGUCAGGCUGUGACCCACGAGGAGCGCGGAGCCCAGCUAGCUUCCCCCAAACCAGUGCCCGCAGCCUCGACCCUGCAGGUUUCCAGGCUGGGACGAAUCGAUGAGGAAUGGCCGAGCUGUUGGGUUUCCUUUUUUUUUUUUUUUUAAAAAAAAAAAAAAAAAAAUUUUUCCAAACCCUCCACUUCACGGACGUUACCACUGCCGCCACCCCGUCCUUCUCCCCGGGAGCGUGCUGCUGAGUGCUGGACCGAGGGGUGCUGAGCCCCUGAUGGUGGGACCCGGUCCAGCUGUGUGUGUGUGUGUGUGUGUGUGUCCCCACCACAUCUGGCCAAGCCACCCGCCGCUGCCGUGGGACAGCGUGCUCCCCUCCGGCACGGGGAGCGGGGGGAGAGGUGGCGAUGCCCCCCCCCGGCCACCCGCUUAUGUGUGUGAAGCUUUGAUGCCGCUUUGCCCUGCCACACGUAUUAUACCUGCUUUAAAAACAGUGGUAUGAGUGGAAGGAGGAAAAGAGGAGGGACCAACCUCUGUAUCUUAAAAGGAAAAAAGCGUGCUUCAGAAACGUUCCUCCAGCGUCAGGCAGCAAUGGAAACUAACGGCCUUUUCGGGUCUUUUCUAGUCUUGGAUGUAGGCGUUCAGCUUCAAUUUUAUUUUUUAAAAACCUGCACUAAUUUACCUGGUUUCUUAGGAAGAGAAGAGAGAAAUUUUUUUUUUUAACUUUUAUUUUUUAUGGGUUUGUGUUCUUUUUGUUGAUGUCUGUUUGUAUUGAAUAAUUUGCUACAUUUGUAAAAUGUAAGAGGUAUAUAUAAUAUAUGUAUAUUUCUAACGUAAAAAAAAAAAAAAAAACAAACUAAUUUUUUUCUUUUCGAGAUUUUUUCUUAAAAAGAGGAGAGAAAAAAAAAUAUUUUUUCAGGAAAAAAACUUUAAAAAAAAAAAGAAGCGGUGAAGAUUCCUUUCUCCCCACUCAGCCUCCCUCCUUUCCCUCCCGCCCCUCUCCGAGGAGUGAAUCGACAGUUGCCUUGUGGGAGAGAAUGAGUGGAAGAGGACAGAAGCCUGCAUGUCUCCCAGCGGCGGGUUUCCGUGUGUGCUCUGCUUGGGUUUCUUUCCGAGAAGGGGGCUGCUGAGAGGGGGAACCAGGGGGUUGCUGUUUUGUUUUGUUUUGUUUUUCUUUUUGUUUGUUUUUUUUUUUUUUUUCCUUUUUUUUUUUUUUUUUUUCUUUAGCGAAGGAGGAAUACAAUCAGAGUUUUGUAUUCAGAAUGUUGUGCAAUAUUUUGGAACGGGACAUUGGUGUGUCUAGAGAUUUAGUUAAAAACAAACAAACAAACAAACAAAAAAAAAAAGAAAAAAAAAAAAAAGGUUGAUCAAAUCUGUACAGUUUCUAUUGUUCCAGAUUUUUUUAAGUUUGUAUUAAAAGCAUGAUAUAAUAA